Molecule: messenger RNA, 3275 nt
Organism: Betta splendens (Siamese fighting fish)
Lineage: Eukaryota; Metazoa; Chordata; Actinopteri; Anabantiformes; Osphronemidae
Gene: insig1
Product: insulin induced gene 1
Exons: 8
Coding region: 192-1184 (330 amino acids)
Biological process (GO): cellular response to insulin stimulus; SREBP signaling pathway; SREBP-SCAP complex retention in endoplasmic reticulum
Cellular component (GO): endoplasmic reticulum; SREBP-SCAP-Insig complex
Source: RefSeq, a predicted model, not a curated record
AACUCUGGGAAAAGAAGGUGUGCCAGUAACCCACUUUCCUAAAGAUGCAUGUAUAUAUAUAUAUGAGGUCUGUGUAUGACAGUGGAGCUUAAGUCGCUGAAGAGGAAAGAGACGUUAAAAGAUUUCUCAAGAAAGACUGAGGGAAUUGAGAUAUCAGCUGCCUCCCGCUCUGCGCGUGUCUCCCGCACCGGAUGGUCGGUGGGGUGGCGUCACGUCAUAUCAGUCGCCGCGCUGUGAUUGGCUGCCGCGGCUCACCCGACACAGCUGUGAUUGUUGUCUGCGGAGGAAGCGCUCGCGCCUGCACAGGAAAAGGAGGGGGAUCUUGGCUGAAUCGUUUCGCCGAGGCGCGAAUGAGCGAAAGAGGAGGCUUCUCAUUGGAAAAGACACUGAAGAAGACGCCUGGAAAUCAAAUCCUAAAGUGCCAAAUGCCCAGACUGGAGGACCACUGCUGGAGCUGCUCCUGUGCAUCGAGCGGUGAAACGAAACACUCGUCAUCUGGCGCAAACUGGUUGGCAUCUAAAGCAGAAGAAAUGAUGUCCAUCAUCACGUCGGUGCUCAGAAAUGCCUACGGCUCCCUGCACGACGUCUGGACGGCCAACCUCAUCCGCCGGGGGCUCGUCCUCUUCACGGUGGGGGUCUUCCUCGCCCUGGUGCUCAACUUGCUGCAGAUACAGAGAAACGUCACCCUGUUUCCCGAGGAGGUGAUGACAACGAUGUUCUCCUCCGCGUGGUGGAUCCCACCUUGCUGUGGCACAGGGGCAGCUGUUGUCGGACUGCUGUAUCCCUGCCUCGACAGCCACCUGGGAGAACCGCACAAGUUCAAGCGGGAGUGGGCCAGCGUCAUGAGGUGCAUCGCAGUGUUCGUGGGAAUCAACCACGCCAGCGUCAAACUAGACUUUGACAACAAUGUGCAGCUCUCGCUGACGCUGGCAGCCUUGUCCUUGGGCCUGUGGUGGACAUUCGACCGGUCCAGGAGUGGCUUUGGACUGGGUAUCACCACGGCCUUCCUAGCUACCGUCAUCACACAGCUGCUGGUCUACAAUGGAGUCUACCAGUACACAUCCCCAGACUUCUUGUAUGUACGCUCCUGGCUCCCAUGUAUAUUCUUCUCAGGUGGUGUUACGGUGGGAAACAUAGGACGCCAACUUGCCAUGGGCGGCGUGGAGAAGCCCCACAUGGACUGAACAGUGAAGUCGCAGAAAUCCAGGUGAACCACAGACGCUGUAAAAACCAGUAAUGCGAAGAAUGGCCAGAAGAACAGGAGAAUAAAAGGACUUGAUGUGACUCCAUCCCCUGUUCCCAUCACACCUUGAACUGGAUCGGUAAAGCCCAUCAUCUUACGUGCCAUGUCCUGCACCUACUGUGCUCCUUUAGCAUCAACGCGUCCUUCACACUAGCCGUGAGGACUGCGUUUGCCGUCUCCGUUGGUAUUUCGAGGUGAACCUUUUUUUAUGCUGGAGGUAUGCAUCUUCUCGCAGUAUAAGGAGUGGAAGCGUGUGUGUUUUGGAUGUGCGCUGAUGUUAGAAGCGAGGGAGGCGCUACCGUGUCUGUUUUAGUUCUUUUUAGCAGAAAUACUGUAUAAUAUGAUCAUAAAAAGGGAAGUGUCACUUGAGCGGGCAAACAAAUCUGUCUUGCAGAGAAGUAAAAAAUUGCACCCACCGCUGAGGCUUAUGGGAGAUGUAGUAUGUUGUUCCCAGGCAAACCAAAUUGUUUAUUUAGUGGACUUAAAUGCCCUUAAAUCACAAGUACUGUAUGUUUGAUUAUGAAUGAUUCCUCCCGUGUUGAAAGUCAGGUACGUAGCUAAAGUUAGCUUAGCACAGGCACUGCAGUGCCACACUAUUAAACUUAAUGAAUCAUGUUUGAUCAACUCAAACCUAAAUAGCUAAGUUAAUUAGCAGCGGGCACUAGUCUCCUAUUCAGUGUUUUCCAAUCAGCUUACUUGAAAGGACAUAAUUUCUCAAAAUGGUGAGCUCUACCUUUGAUGACUUUAAAACGGGACCCAGCUCAGGAGGAUUGUAGAUGGAAUGAAGACAGUUUAAAUUGAAGUGCCAAUUAGUUUACUGCCAGUUUGUACUGACAGAGAUUCUCUUUCAUAUAUAAUGAAGUGAGAUAUAAGUGUUAAACUGUUUGAAGUUGAAAAUGCAGAUCAUUUUGGUUCCUUGAUGAAAGUUAUUGAUUCAGCAGCUGUCAGUACAAGAUCACAGAUUACUUUAAAGGAAUCUCCUCAAAACGGCGGGAUGAGACAGUAUUAGUCUGUUUCUAGAGAGUUUAAGAUGUUUAGUCAAACUAAAACUCACAACAAAUUUAAAAGCAUGACUGUGGAGUCAAAUAUGAGGAGAAGCCACGAUGUUUUCAAAGAAUGUACCAGGAGGAUAAGAAACGUUUGCUGUUAUACCAGUUUGAAGCACUUUCCAGUGCAUUUUUACCUUUUUAACCAGGUUUUAAAUCUCUUGCAUAAUGGCCCUAUGAUUCCCAGUAAGACCAAUGUUUUAAUGGUGUUACCACAAGCAUUUUCCAGUCUGAACUGUAUCAUUAAUUGAGCGAUACUGGUUUGGGAACGUGCACUCUUUGAAGGAGACAGCAGGACAUUAUUGUGUCAAAUUUGCAAUCUGUGAUUGCCUGUGUAUUAUAGAAUGUAGUGCAUUUGUCACUAUAACAGUUUAGUUUUAUCAUUUGUACAAACAUAAUGACAUUACUGCUCGUAUGUAUAAUGGCUUGCCUAUGUAAUCAUGCAGGUAUUACUUUACGAGACCUACUGUAAGUUAGUUAGUGUUCGGGGGUCUAGAGGAUUAAGUGCAAUCACAAAACAUACAUGAGCCGAUUUUUCUUGCUUAUUUAUUAUAAUUUCUGACAGCUUCAUAUUAGUAUAACUUCUAAGUAUAUGCAGUGUGGCUCCUUCACAAAAAAGCAAUAACAUUUUGUUGUGAACACAAAUUCUGUGGGACUUCAUGCCUUUUAGAGUCAAAACCAGUUACUCUCACCCGAGAGACAACAUGAAGAAAUGCGUCAAACUGUUGUAAGAAUCUCAUUUAGUAGCAUCGUCUAAGAACCACAAUUUAUUUUUUUAAAUACUUUUUAGUGGCAGAGGACUUCAGGUUGAAUCUGCCUUCAUUCAGGUGUGCUAUGCUGAAGAGGAAGCUUUAUUUUUUGAGACGGUGACGCACCUUUUUUUUUUUUUGACGUGUUAUAGUUUUGUUUCUCUGAUAUUUUAGCUGUGUAUCUCUUUUUUUGCUACCUUGGAUCCAAGUGAAAAAUAAAACUACGUGAUAAAUAAA